Messenger RNA from Cucurbita pepo subsp. pepo (vegetable marrow), 2401 nucleotides. Its product is annotated as protein LAZ1. NCBI's taxonomy places the organism in Eukaryota, Viridiplantae, Streptophyta, Magnoliopsida, Cucurbitales, Cucurbitaceae. The record is from RefSeq and is a predicted model, not a curated record.
AACACCAACUUUACCCGCGAGAUCAAAUUCAUAUCUCCCAUCCCUACCUCUCCGUUCCGUUCUGAUCCCAACCACUGCCGCAAAUCGAGUUAACUUGCCGUUCUAGGAACGCCGGCGAGCGGUGGACGAUGCGCGUCAUUAUGGCUGAGAGUGACCAAGAUCGCUCGCUCCAACUUUGAUGGUAACAGGAUUUGACAGAAACAGACGGGAGCGAUAGAGGUUCAUUGGUGCUUAGUAAUUGGCGGAAUUUUCUUCCGCACGGUCGUAGUGGACGGGACGCACGGGACUCCAAAGUCACGUGCCUUCCCCGUGCUUCUGCUGCACACUUCCCUAGGGUUUAUGCCAGAUUCGGGCAAGAAAUACCGUAUUUUCGAUUCUCUGGCCAAUCAACUGGAUGAGGCUUUACGGCGUCGUUUAUUGACUGUUCUGUCGUUCUGUACUUCUGUUUCCUUCGUGCUCCUCAUGGUUUUUAUGUUUUCCUCCUUUCUUCCAAUUGAAUAAGGUAAUAGAUAUUAGAGACGGAAGCUUUUAAGUGAAGGUAUUGACUUAUUUCAACAUAUCAAUGACCUAUACACCUCCAACAUGGGCGACAUUUGCUGCUGCUGCAUUUGUUAUUCUGACUCUUGUCCUUUCACUAUAUCUAUUGUUCGAGCACCUUUCUGCAUAUAAGAAUCCGGAGGAGCAAAAGUUUUUGAUUGGUGUUAUCCUAAUGGUACCAACUUAUGGUGUAGAAUCAUUUGUAUCAUUGGUGUACCCAUCAAUAAGUGUUUAUCUUGAGAUCCUACGCGAUUGCUAUGAAUCCUUUGCAAUGUACUGCUUUGGACGAUAUCUGGUUGCUUGCUUAGGUGGGGAAGAAGGGACUAUUGUAUUUCUAGAGAGAGAAGGACGUUUAAAUACCAAGACACCAUUAUUAGAACAUAGCUCAGAGAAGGGAACAAUCAAGCAUGUUUUCCCUAUGAACCUUUUCUUAAAGCCAUGGAAAAUUGGUGGAUGGGUUUACCAUGUUAUCAAAAUUGGGAUCGUCCAAUAUAUGAUGAUAAAGUCCCUCACUUCUAUUUUAGCUGUAGUUCUUGAGAACUUUGGCGUUUAUUGUGAAGGAGAUUUUAAUUUCAAAUGCGGGUAUCCUUAUAUGGCAGUGGUUUUAAAUUUCAGUCAAUCAUGGGCAUUGUACUGUCUGAUUCAGUUCUAUGCAGUUACGAAGAAAGAAUUGAUACAUAUAAAGCCAUUCGCCAAGUUUUUUAUGUUUAAAUCUAUAGUAUUUUUGACUUGGUGGCAAGGUGUUGGAAUUGCUCUCCUAUCUUCCCUCGAUUUGUUCAGUUCUGUAGCCCAAGGGUUACAGUUUAAGUCAAGUGUCCAAGAUUUCAUCAUUUGUAUCGAGAUGGCCAUUGCUUCUAUGAUUCACUUGUAUGUAUUUUCUGCAAAACCCUAUGAACUUAUGGGGGACCGUUAUCCUGGAAGUGUUUCUGUUCUUGGCGAUUAUGCAUCUGUCGACUGUCCUUUAGAUCCAGAUGAGGUCAGGGAUAGUGAGCGUCCUACAAAGUUACGCCUACCCCAGCCUGACCUCGAAGACCAAGACCCCAAGAUGGGAAUGACAAUCAAAGAGAGUGUCCGAGAUGUUUUUGUUGGUGGUGGGGGCUAUAUUGUGAACGACCUGAAAUUCACAGUGAACCAAGCAGUUGAACCUGUGGAAAAAGGAAUAACGAAGUUCAACGAAAAACUGCAUAAGCUCUCCCAAAACAUUAAGAAACGAGACAAGGAUAAAAAAAAAACCAAGGAUGACAGUUGUAUUAAGUCGCCCACACAAAAAGUCAUUCGAGGAAUCGAUGACCCUCUUUUGAAUGGGAGCUUCAGUGAUAGCAUGGUCGUUCGGGAAAAGAAGAACCGUCGAAAAUCAGGUUAUAUAAGUGCAGAAAGUGGCGGAGAAAGCAGCAGCGAUCAGGGUUAUGGUAAGUACCAAGUUGCUGGCCGCCGAUGGAUCACCAGAGACUAGUAAAGAAUAGGUACUUCUCUUUAUAAUCAAAGCAAGAAAAAGAGGAAUGGCUGUGGUUCACUUAUCAAGUGGAGUCCCAAUAGAUGAGAGAUGUGCCUGAAUUUUAGAGCAUUCUGCUUUGUGUGAACCCUCUCCAAAUGCAGUGAGGCAUAGCAAUGAUGGGAAGAUUCCAUAGAAAACUCCUGGUAUGAUGUGCAACCAGAUGCCAAGGUAAUUUCUUGGUGCACAGAGGAUUUUACUUUAUCUAUUAUGGGUUAGUGUAUCAUGAUUACAAACUAUGUUGGGCUUUUACCAUUCUUGUAAAUAGCUGGGGCUAUGAUAAUCAGAACUGGGAUAUUCUGCACAAUUUAUUUCUGGGGUGGACAUAUAUAUAUAUAUAUAUAUAUAGUACAGAGAUCUGUUAAAAACUUA